Molecule: messenger RNA, 753 nt
Organism: Darwinula stevensoni
Lineage: Eukaryota; Metazoa; Arthropoda; Ostracoda; Podocopida; Darwinulidae
Source: the annotation of a GenBank genome assembly
AUGGCCGAAUUGCAGGGGUUCCAGGAGCCGGACCCUCACUACGCGACCAAGAGCAUUCACGCCGGGUGCGAUCCGGCCGUGUGGACGUUCCGCGACGUCGCCACGCCCAUCUCGCUCUCGACCAUCUUCAAGCAGAGGGCCUGCCCCGCCUCCUCCGCUAAGCAGGAUGUGGGGGAUCUUCAUCAAUCAUCUCUCGCGGUCCCGAUGGAGGUGCUUUGUUUUGCCUCGGGAGUGGGAGCGGUAGGAGCAGUGAUUCAUCUGCUAUGUGCUGGAGAUCACUGGAUCUGCCAUGAUGACCUUUACCCAGGUGUUGUGGUGGAAUUACAAGAAAUGGCCCUUCGAAUGGGGAUUCAAUCCACAUUCCUUGAUGCCCGGGAUCCCAACAAAGUCAAGCAUGCCCUCAAAGACAAUACCAAGAUGAUUUGGGUGGAGCCAAUAACAAACCCCAUGUUGAGACUCGUGGAUAUUCAAGCCUUGGCCGAGGUGGCUCGGAGCAAGCAAGGCUGCAUGCUAGCUGUUGACAACACCUUUUUCACCUCAUACUUCAUGCCGCCGCUGGAGCUCGGUGCACAUCUGGCAGUGUAUUCAGCCACAAAGUAUGUCAAUGGACACAACGAUGUCACCAUGGGAUAUGUGGCACUCAAUGACCCCAUCAUCUAUGAACAGCUCUACAACAUCCAACAAGGUUCCAAGUCCCAAUUCUUACCCCAUUUUAUCCUGUACAAGGCUAAUGAGCUUCAUUACGAUUUAUAG